This is a messenger RNA of Lycium ferocissimum, 444 nucleotides long. RefSeq lists its product as uncharacterized. The transcript has a single exon. Bases 1 to 444 code for a protein of 147 amino acids. The record is from RefSeq and is a predicted model, not a curated record. NCBI's taxonomy places the organism in Eukaryota, Viridiplantae, Streptophyta, Magnoliopsida, Solanales, Solanaceae.
AUGUUUCCAAGGCUUAAAGGUAAGUUCUACAGAGUGGUAGUUAGACCAACACUUUUGCAUAGGGCAGAGUGUUGGCCAGUCAGGAAUGCCCAUGUUCAGAAGAUGAAUAUGAAGGAGAUGAGGAUGCUUAGAUGGAUGUGUGGGCAUACUAGGAGGGAUAGGAUUAAGAAUAAAGUUAUACGGGAUAAGGUGGGGGUUGCCUCGGUGGCGAACAAGAUGAGGGAAACGAGGCUGAGAUGGUUCGGCUAUGUGAAGAGGAGGUGCGAGGAUGCACCAAUGAGCAAGUGUGAGAGGUUGGAAAUAGCAGGAGUUAGGAGGGGUAGAGGUAGGUCGAAGAAGAAUUGGAGGGAGGUGAUUAGACAAGACAUGAUAGAGCUCCAAGUGACUGAGGACAUGACCUUGGAUAGAAGGGCGUGGAGGUCGAGGAUUAGGGUAGAUAGUUAG